This is a messenger RNA of Condylura cristata (star-nosed mole), 1361 nucleotides long. RefSeq names its product translocase of inner mitochondrial membrane 21 homolog (yeast) (gene TIMM21). Gene Ontology annotation, cellular component: TIM23 mitochondrial import inner membrane translocase complex. The coding region runs from base 348 to 1046 and encodes 232 amino acids. The transcript is spliced from 6 exons. Gene Ontology annotation, biological process: protein import into mitochondrial matrix. Lineage: Eukaryota; Metazoa; Chordata; Mammalia; Eulipotyphla; Talpidae. The record is from RefSeq and is a predicted model, not a curated record.
GCAGUGUGCCGGCGCCCCGGGAGCCGCACGGCGUGAAAUGGCAGCCUGCUCUGUGGUGCAAGGGGUGUGCUCAGCGUAACGCAACCUGGGCGGGAGCGAAGGCUGACUGGGCCCCCCCAGCCUCGCUGAGGGCGAGGGGCUGGCGACCGCGCCUGUUGGGUCAGGCCCGUGGUGGCCCAGGCUAGGACAGAGAAGUUUAUUAUUUGAAUCGUGUUUGGGCAGAAGCCGAGCUGGAAAGCUUGAAGAAUUAACACUUGUGCUGAAGAGCGCUUUCACCAGAAAAAAAAGCAGAGUGGAAGAAAUAGUAGCCACCUCGGCAGCACUUUGUUGUUUUUCGCGUGUAAGCGAUGCCUGUUCUGGAAAUCUGUGUUUCAAAUACGGUGACUGCUUUGAGCUACAGAGCGCCAGGAGGUGACUCACGUUCAGCUGGGAGCACGUGCGGAGGCUCUGGAGCUGCGGGCAGCGCGAGCGGACAGGUGUGCAGCGGCACAGGUGUGCACACGGAGCCGCACAGGCGUGUGUCCUGGCCGUGCCUCCGUUGCGCUGACUUAGCACCUGGGCUGCUGUUUAAUCCGCACGCUCGUCUUUCAUUCCUGUGGAAAGAUAAAGUGAAAGAAGCUGGCCGAGAUCUCACCUACCUGGUUGUGGUGCUUAUUGGAAUCAGCAUUACAGGUGGCCUGUUUUACGCUAUUUUCAAAGAGCUUUUUUCAUCAUCCAGCCCUAACAAGAUAUACGGGAAAGCCUUGGACAUAUGCCGGUCCCACCCCGAGGUCAUCAGCGUCUUCGGGGAGCCGGUCAAAGGCUUCGGCGAGGCCACCCGGCGCGGGCGCAGGCAGCACGUCAGUUUCCUGGAAUACUCCAAGGACGGGCUGAAGCACAUGCGCGUCAAGUUCUACAUCCGCGGCUCGGAGCCGGGCCGGCAGGGCACGGUGCACCUGGAAGUGAAGGAGAACCCCGACAGUGGCGAGUACGAGUUCCGGUACAUAUUUGUGGAAGUCGACUCCUACCCAGGAAGAACCAUCAUCGUUGAAGAUAACCGGCCCUGAGGCGAUGACGCUGCUGCCGCACCCGGCUCUGACGUCACCCCGCGGGCCCCGGGCCGGCUCCGGCCGCGCGUCCAGACCGGCGAGGGGAGGUUUGUGUGAGGCUGAGGAGUGCCGAGCGCGAGCGCGGGCCCGGGACCAGCCCAGGCCAGAGGUCGUCGCCCACAGGCUUCUGCUCUGACUCGUUUCUUGGUGAGAAGCCUUUUUUACUACAAAUUGACUCCGGGAAAAGUAAGGGUCUUUUCCUCUUACUUUUUAUUUUUCUUCAGUAUUUUUUGCUUUUAAAAUAAUGUAACUGAAUAAAGUGUGAAAUAAGCA